AGAUCUCUCACUUUGGACCCCCGACUGCAUUCGUCGAUACCAAAUCGAGUCAAUCCAUCCCUCAGUUUUACAUAUAUUUUAAUGGUCGCGAUGGGAGGCGGACCUGAACUACCGUCCAAGACGGCCUCAAAAGAGAAGGAGCUGCUCCUUGCUGUACUGCCAUGGCCGAGAGCACAGUGCCAGAAGGGCAUAGAUGCACUGGAAAAGGAGUUUGGUCAUCUCGAAGUCCAGCACUACUACUCACACUUCGAAAACGGCAAGGUCACUGUCGACGAUAUCCCUGAGGGUCUGCCAGCCAAAGCAUCCUACAUAGCGACCCUAUUCUGGCUUCCCAAGACCGCAGACGAUAUUCCAAAGACUAAGCUCAUUCAGUUCUUCUCCGCGGGCACGAAUCAUGUUGAUAAGCAUCCGAUUUAUACGGACUCGAAGAUCCCGCUGUGCAGCGCGAAUGGCGUGCACGGCCCACAGAUCGCCGAGUGGGUGGUCAUGAUGGAUCUGGUGCAUAGUCAUAAUUACACGACGCUGUAUGACUUGCAGAAGAAGCAGGAGUGGAAUCAGAGGAUUGGCAUGAAUGUUAGUGAUCGUGUGGGGAAGAGGGUGGCUAUUCUUGGAUACGGAAGCAUUGGGCGGCAGGUGGCGAGAGUUGCUAAAGCAAUGGGGAUGGAUGUCAUUGCGUAUACGGCGAGCCCGCGCAAAACGGAGGAGAGUAAGAGGGAUAAUGGGUAUAUCGUUCCUGGCACUGGGGAUCCGGAUGGCAGUCUGCCCAGCGCAUGGUACAGCGGCACAGAUAAGGAGGAUUUGCACAACUUCUUGAAGCAAGAGAUUGAUCUGCUGGUUAUUGGCGUGCCAUUGACCAAGUACACGACGCAUCUACUCUCCACAGAUGAGUUCGAACUUCUGCACAAGAGCAACCCGCGCGGCACAUAUAUCGCCAAUAUCGCACGUGGUCCGAUCAUUGACCAGAAGGCAUUGAUCAAAGCGUUGGAGACGAAGCAGAUCCGCGGCGCUGCCUUGGAUGUUACCGACCCGGAGCCACUUCCCAAAGACGACCCUCUCUGGACGGCACCCAAUGUCUUGAUCACGCCGCAUGUCAGUGGCGCCAGUGAUGCAUAUGCGGAGCGAGCAUUCCAAGUGCUGGCCGAGAACAUCAGGAGAGAACGAAGUGGCAGGGAAUUGGUCAACGAAGUGAACCGCGAUAGAGGGUAUUAACACGCAUCACCGUAGCCUA
Messenger RNA from Macroventuria anomochaeta, 1228 nucleotides. RefSeq lists its product as uncharacterized. The record is from RefSeq and is a predicted model, not a curated record. The transcript is spliced from 3 exons. Lineage: Eukaryota; Fungi; Ascomycota; Dothideomycetes; Pleosporales; Didymellaceae. The coding region runs from base 82 to 1209 and encodes 375 amino acids. Gene Ontology annotation, molecular function: NAD binding; oxidoreductase activity, acting on the CH-OH group of donors, NAD or NADP as acceptor.